AUGGUGAUCAGCAUUAAUAAUGCAGUGAAUAGAUGUAUGUAAUAAGAUGCAUAAUAAGUCUUACUUGGCAUAGAUAUAUUUGGCCAAACUUUCACCAUCAAUGUAAAUGGCAAAAGAAAUUAUACUACUGCCUGUGGGGGCAUAACUUCAGUAUUAGUGAUAGCUAUUGUGAUUAUGAGUUCCUGGAACACAAUUAUUAACUUUUUUUGGAAAUCCAACUUAUAAGUAUCUAUUUCCUCCGAACAUAAUAUGGAUUCCCCCAUUAUCAAAUAAGACUCUAAUAAUUUUAUGUUAGCCAUAGGUCUAAAAUAAAUGGACAAUGCACAAUUACAAUACUUCGAAAUUGAAAUUGAAUAGCGGUAAGUAUUAUAAUCAUUUUGAGGUUGUAUAACAAUAAUUCCGAGUAGAUUAGUUAUAUUGAAUUAGAAAAAUGCUCAAAUGAGAGACUAUUACAACUUUAAGAAAACUAAGCCAUUAAUAUGACUUAAGUGCUUCCCUAACAAUUCUAAGGCUCUCUUUUAUGUCUCAAGUAUCUUUUUAUAAUUAAAUAGGAAUAAUCAAACAUUGCAUUUCCACUAGUCAGGCCCAAGUAAUUAUUUAAUUUAAACAAGAUUAAUUGGAAUUUUUGAGAAUUAAUAUAAAAAAAUGCCAAAAUUUUACAAAUUCAGAAUUAAGAUGUGCAUCAUAGGAUGAAAUCAAUUAAUUUAUUAGGAAGAAUAGAUAAUUCACAUUAUAACUGUACUUUGGCAAUUAUGUCAUUUAAUAUCUUAAUUUUAGAUACUGAACCCAUAUAAUAAAGGUGAAAACUAUGCGCAAAAAUUCCUCGAUGAUUCAGUUACCAUUAGUUUUAUACCUUAAAAAUUGUUAAGGUCAGUAACUCUGCUUUUGAGGAAGUAUAACAUAAUGAAUGACGAUAGUGUUAUGCCUUUUUAGUAAUCCCUAAAUUAUAUUUAGAUCAAAUGAAAAAUCAGAAAUCAAUUUAAUAUCUUCAGAAGAUAAGAUUGAAAUUGUUGAUCUUGGAAGAGAUGAUGAUGAAGUAUACGGAUAUAUAGAUAUAAAAUAAGAUAUAUUCACCACUACAAUCAAGAGAUCCUGUCUAAAAUUGCAUACUUUACUUUCAUAAAUAGGUGGUUUGUUGUAAGCUCUAUCCUUAGUCUUAGGGUCUCUUAUUGUUUAAUAUAAUAAACUACAAAGUAAACAUAUAUUAUAUAUCUAUUAUAGUGUCAUUAGAUUUGGCAAAUCAAAUAUUUUAGUUUGAAAAGAACUCUGAAGUCAAAAUAGAAUAGAUUAAAUAAUUAAAAGAAAUCAACAACGUCAUUGAAUAGUAAAAAGAGCAAUCUAGAACUGAAAAGUCUCCUCAUAGUUAGAGAUAACUGCAUAAAUCUUAGGUAGACUCCCCAUAUUCUGGAAUUGAAGUGAACAAACUUUUUUUUAAUGUGUUGAGAUCAUAGUUUGAAUUUCAAACUAAUUCUGAAAGAAAGAUACAACUAAAUCAAAGAAAUAGGAUAAUUUCAAAGCAAUUUAAUUUUGAAAAGAAUAAUACUAAAUGGGUCUAGAAAUUUGGAUACACGAGUUCUAAAGAUUAUUUUAGAAAAUCAAUUAUUGGAAUAUUAACCAGAUAUUCACCAUUAAUAUUGAACUUCAAAUUUUUAAUAAAUCAAAUCACAUUUGGUAAAUUGUUUUAAUGCAAUGAUUCAAAAUUAUUAGAAAUAGCUUUGAAAAAGAUUAAUAUGCUUUCAGAUUCAAAGUAUCUAUUUGAAAAAUUGAAUGAAAUAGACAAGCUAAAAUAAAUAUUACUCACUAAAGAUUAGUUAACUAUAUUUAACUUCACUUCGAAGCCAAUUAUAAGCUUCAAAAUUAAAAAUAGAAGGGCUUCUAAAAACUCUCUUUACAAGCAGUAUAAUUAAUAUAUACAAAACAAAUAAAAUCUGAUUGAUGAUAUCAUUUACAAUUACGAAUAAGUUCUAUCCGUCUAUGAAAAAAUAGAGUAGACCAAGAUCUUGUACCCUGAGAAUCAUUACUAAACUAAUAUAAUAAGGAGAUUAAUUAAACAAAUUGACCCAGAAUUACUAACAAUUUAUAGAUUAUAAAAGUAUAUUGAAAGUCAGGAAGUGAUAGAAUAAUUAAGUGAAGUCGAAUAGUAAUAAAACAGUGUGAAUUGUUUAAUAAGUGAUGAAGUAUGA
Molecule: messenger RNA, 2183 nt
Organism: Paramecium octaurelia
Lineage: Eukaryota; Ciliophora; Oligohymenophorea; Peniculida; Parameciidae
Source: the annotation of a GenBank genome assembly